Adineta ricciae is the source of this 1671-nucleotide messenger RNA. Lineage: Eukaryota; Metazoa; Rotifera; Eurotatoria; Adinetida; Adinetidae. The record is from the annotation of a GenBank genome assembly.
AUGCAAAAUCAAAUAUUUUUAGAUAUUUUUCGAUCUCGCUUACCGCACCUAUCUGAUCUUUCACGUGAAAAAAUUGAAUUAGCACUACUCUACUACGAAUCAAACGUUGAUGAAACGGUUGCCGCAUUUGAACGAGAUGGAGCAGUGGAGGCUUUAAGCGGUUGGAGUGACACGAACCAUAGUCGAGUACAUACGUCAGCGAAGCGAAUCAAUGGCAAACCAAAUAAACCAUUGACAUUGAAUACGACAGCACCCAACGGCGUUCUACGGCCAUCACAACGUGUUUCCAGCAUAUUUCAAAUAUUCGCAGAAGGCGGAACACCAUCACCGACUGCUAGUACAACUACAAUCGUGUCAAGCACUUACUCACCAUCAUCGAUAUCACCAUCUUCACUUAUUGAACAAUCAGAUUCAUUUGCUAGUCUAGAUUCACCAGCGGUGGCAGUAGCAGUAGCAGCAGAAACACUGGAUCCAUCAACUGCUUCGACGACGAUUGAUAAUACUAUUCCGGAAGAACCGACGGAUGCACAGAAACCUGUCAAAUCACAACGUCGAAAGAGUAUUAAAAAUCGUAAUAGUUCAACAUCAUCGAUAACUCAAACGCAUGACAAUGGAGGUAAUUCGCAAGCGGUGACUACAGCGACGAAAGUUUCCAAUUCAACUGCACCUAGUAGCAAUAGGAAAUUGCUAGUCAAAUCCGUGAAGGAUCUUCAACGGCAAACGUCCACUUUGUCCAAUGUCGAAUUAUUGUUCAAUAGCGAAAUUAAAGCAUCAAUAAAACGUAUCGAUGAUGUUUUCAAACAAAUCUAUGAAAUUCUCAAAGAACGCGAAGUUGCACUGUACCUCGAAAUGGAUAAAGCCAAAGAACAAGGUCUGAAUGUUAUUCAUCGACGUCAACAACGUGGUGUGGAAUUACGUCAACGUAUCGAUCGCUGUGAUCGUCUUGAAUCGUCCGAAAUCGAUAGUCUUCGUCAUGAUAUCAAACAAUUCGUUACUGACCGACGUUAUGAUCUAAGUGAAGAGUUGACCUCAGCACAUCGAUUCGAUUACGAUCAAAGUAUCAUUGAUGCAUUGAAACAUUUCGGAACAGUUCUUACCGUUGAUCGAAGACGUUCAAUCUCAGCAGUAACAGCAGUCCCAUUAUUCGAGGCAACAACUCCAGAAAGUUCCGUUGCGAAUACAAUAUCCGAUGACAAACCCGUUGAGAAUGGUCGAACAUCCUUACUAUCCUCAUCAUCCAAUGAGGUUAAUCCACCAAACCAUGCUCAAAACCAACAGCCAUUGCCACAGCGAAUGCAUAAUAAUAACAAUAACAAGUCUCGUAGUAAACGUUCGAAUGGUGAAGCUAUUCAUUCUCCUACGGAUAGAAAUGGCCCCGGUGAUUCUCGUUCGAAUUUCUACUCUUCAUCGCAAACAAACGGCUAUUCACAAUACCAUGAUGACCCAUAUAAUUAUCAAAAUGCGAAUCAGCGUCGAUAUCCAUCAACACAAUAUUCUCCAGGUAACUUUCAACGGCCACGUCCAUUACUUAAUUAUCAGAAUGGUAAUUACCGUCGCACGAUACCCAAACAGAUAAAUAAUCGUAGUAAUAUGUACAAUAACAGUGAACCAACAAAUACGUAUCAUCAUCCUCGUCCAUCGUCUCAAUCAAUAGUUCCCGUACAAACUUAA